This is a messenger RNA of Xyrauchen texanus (razorback sucker), 6028 nucleotides long. RefSeq names its product spectrin repeat containing, nuclear envelope family member 3 (gene syne3). The transcript is spliced from 18 exons. Lineage: Eukaryota; Metazoa; Chordata; Actinopteri; Cypriniformes; Catostomidae. Bases 135 to 3536 code for a protein of 1133 amino acids. Gene Ontology annotation, cellular component: meiotic nuclear membrane microtubule tethering complex; nuclear outer membrane; cytoplasm. The record is from RefSeq and is a predicted model, not a curated record. Gene Ontology annotation, molecular function: actin filament binding. Gene Ontology annotation, biological process: nuclear migration.
AACGCAUUCAACUGACAGGCCUGCAUUCACUUCCUGACGUCUCUCUGUAACUUUGUAGCUCGAAGACAACUAAGGUCAUUUCUUAUCAAAAAAUACUCGCAACAGAUGCACAUAUAUUCGUCUGCCUUAAACUAAUGACCCAGCAAGAGCAGCAUGAAUUCAGGGAAAGAUUGGAGGAAGCCCUGUCCUGGAUGCAGGGCAUCCAGGAGAAGCUUAAACAAAAUGAUAACACCCAAGGGCCCAGAUCAGCGCUGGAGUCCAGGCUCAGAGAAACCGAGAAAAUCCAUAGUUCAGAGCCUGAAGGCCAUUUGAAGAUGGACAGGGUGCUUGUGGCAUCUGAAGCUUUGCUUCGAAAUGGAGACGAAGAGAUGAAGAAUCAGAUUCAUUCAAAACUCAAAGAUCUGAAAGUGCUAUGGGAGGAGACUUUAACCUACAUAACUCACUGCCACAGUCGUAUCGAAUGGGUGUGGCUGCACUGGAGUGAAUACCUGAAGGCCAAUGAGGAGUUUAGUAUGUGGCAGGAGAAGAUGCACAGGGUUCUGGAACCCCUGCUUGAGAUGCAGUUGGGUCUGGAGGAGAAAAAUUGGCAGGUGGAUCAUCUACGAGUCCUGCAAAGUGACAUCCUGGCCCAGGAUCAGUUUCUGGAGAGGCUCCUGGAUGAGGCUACAGCCCUGUUUAUCCGCACGGAAGACGCCAGUAUAGAUGAGCAGGCUCAACAGGGACUUCAAGAUGCCUACAACCACAUUCGAGACCAAGCACAGGGGAGAUUGGCAUUAGCACAGAAAAUAGUAGAGGAGCACCAGCAAUACCAAAGUUGUGUUCAUAAAUUCCAAACCUGGCUGGAUUCUAAAACAGAGGAAGUCAGCCGUUUCAGCGACGUGGAGGACACAACGCAGAAUAGACUGAAAGCCCUGAAGGAGCUGGACACCAGUAUAGCUAAAGAAGAGCUCACUCUCCAGCAAAUUGAAGGCUUGUCUGAGGCGGUGAAGACAAACACGUCUCCAGCAGGUGCAGAAAAGAUCACAAAAGAGGUGGAGGAGUUGAGGCUGGCCUGGCAGAAAAUACGCCAGGCACUGGUGGACAUUUAUGAAGAGCUCCAGAACUCACUGGACUCUGAGAGCGAGUAUUCAAACCGUUGCAAGCAGCUGUGGUCAGAGUUUGCUCAGCUUCGAACCCUGGUCCAGACCCUCAGCAGUGAUUUGGAGAGUAGGGAUGAAGAGCGGACUGAGGAACACAUGGUCGCUCAAUGGAAGAAGCACAUGGGUGUGCUUAAGAAGCUCAGCGCAGAGGAGCCCUGGGUGGAACAGUUGAAAUCCCGGUUGAAAGAGCUAUUCCGAUUCCCACAGGAUUCCAAAGCUCUAUCUGAUGAGAUGCUAGCAGUGGUUAAGGAAUACCAGAGUGUGAAGGGCAGAUCUUUCAGGUUGUCCUCUGAAAGUGAGACGGCUCUUCGGCAGAUAAUGCAGGACCCUCUGUAUGGCUUCAUCCAGUGGAGUCAGACGGUUUCACAAGUUUUGGAGGCCUCUGCCAAUGUGACGGAAUUCUCCCAUAUCGCUCUGCAUGUGCAGAAUAUCGAGAAGUUACUAAAACACAGCGUGCAGCUGCAGGAGCGCUUGAGUUUGCUCCAGGUGAAGAGUGAUUUGCUCAGCUCUGUUUUUGGCCAGGAGAAAGCAGAUGAUCUGUUGGAGGAGCUCAGCGGGGAUAUGAGAAAGAGAGAGUUACUCCACAGCCAGCUCCAGCAGCGCAAGAACCGCCUGCAGGAAUUGAUAUCCAAGACAAAGGAUUUUUCAGAUGCCUAUGACUCCAUACACAAAAAGCUGACCUCCAUUAAGGAGAGGUUCCUCAUGGCGGACGGACUACAACCUGACAUUCUUGCAAAGAAGAGCCAGGCAGACCAGCUCAGGGUCAUUAGGAGAGACUUGGAGGAUUGUGAUGCCCAUAUCAUAGCUCUUGAGACACUGGUGUCAUCCAGCCCUACAAACAUGACAAAGUUUGAGCGUCUGUAUGCAGACUGGAAAUUGCUUUCUAAGGCAGUUCGGAUGAAGGUAAAUGAAAGUGAAGAGAACAUCGCAGAACAUGAGAGUUUCCAUGACAACAUUUUGAAUUUGGAGAAGUGGUUAAUGAUCAUGAGGCAGAAGCUGGAAUCGUUCCGUGGGCCCGACGGAGAAUGGAGCAUUGAUAAUCGGCAACAUGAGGCUGAGAGGGCGCUAGGAGAGUUUCCACAGAAGGAACUCCAGCUUCAUCAGACUGAGGCUCAGGGUCAGACCGUGCUGGCCAGGACCUCUGAGGAGGGCAAAGUUCACAUUCUGCAGGACCUUAAACGCCUCAGAGACUCCUGGAUGUCCCUCCACACGCUUAGUCUCAAUCUUUACAGGCUUUUGAAUGGACAUGCUGUAACCGGGGGGCAAGAUUCCCUUAUGCACACUACUGAGCUCCUGGACAGAUGGGCAGAUGGGCACCACGAGGGAUCAGGACCUGCAAGAGCAUCAAGCUUUGAAGUGGCUGCGGAUCCAGCCACAGGUGUUGAGGGAAAAGGACAGUAUCGUUAUCAGAAACUGGAUGGACAGUUCCACCAAGGAUCAGAUCCAACAGGUCACCCGAACUUGGAGAGGAAGAUGGAAGCAACUCAGGGUCAAAUUCCAGAUGUGUUCCCUGAUAACAUCCCAAGACCAGGAGGCCCAGAGGUUUGGAGACGAGAGAGGGGUAACCAUGACAUCUCCAUGGAAGAUGAAGUGGACACAGUAACUUCUGAAGGUUACUUGUUAAGGAAGAAUGAGACCAGGAGUGGUGGAAGGACUGGGGAAUGGGUUGAAGAACACAUGGGCGGUUCUGGGAUUGAAGAUUUGGACAUGCAAGGCAGAUAUGACUUUUUUAGUGGAGUUCAAUCUGAUCAUGCACAGAGAAGGAUAAGGCCAUCUUCAAUCCCACCUAAUGAGACCACUGUGGCUUGCGACUCUAUUGGUGGCACUCAGAUGGGCUCUCAGGGGUCCCAGCUUCAUGCUGACACGGUGGCCCUGUGGAGGAAAUUUGAAGCAUGGCUUCACAAAGAAAAUAACAAACUUACUGGAAUUCUGAACAAUCAAAAGGCCCUGAGCCAUAAAGAGCUGAGGAUAAGACAGAAUACACUCAAGGGUUUACAUGCCAAUGUAGCCUGGGGUCAGACACAGUUCCAGAAGUUGAUGACUGCUCGGCAGAAUAAUCCAGCAGAAGUGGAUGUGGAACUAGAGGAGUUGCGAUAUCGAUGGAUGUUAUACAAGUCCAAACUGAAAGAGACCGGAGACCUCAGAGAUUUUUUGAAAUACAAGGGUGGCACUGCACAAGAGAAGGAGCAUGUACGAGAUGGAAAGCAGAGCAGUGGCCCCGGGUUCCUGUACCGCGUAUGUCGCGUGGCUCUUCCUCUCCAGCUCCUGCUAUUGGCCUUGCUGCUGCUGGCCUUCCUGCUGCCUAUGAUGGACGAGGGCACCAGCUGCUCGCUGUCCAACAACUUUGCUCGCUCUUUUAACAUUAUGCUGCGCUACGAUGGACCACCACCCACUUAAGCAUGGAUGCAAUGGGUACUCAAGCCACAUGGUCAAAAAACCCAAAACAAAACAAGCUUUUCCUUUAAGACAGCAAUUUGUGGUUGUGUUUAUGUAACAUGGUUGCUUAUAUAUUUUUAUCAUUGUUCCGUUAUGUCCUUUUUUAUGUUUAUUUUUGGUUCUCGGCUUGUUUCAGUCCACAGUACACCCACUAGUUGACCCAGCACAUAAGAAAAUGUGUGUUUGUGUGAGAGAGUGAAAAUGUUAGAGUGGGUGGAUGGGAUAGACACUCGCAACCUGCUCUUAAUAACUCAAGCAGUUAAUUUCUCUACAAGCAUUUGAAGAAACCAAAUCAGCCUUUACAAAGAGCAAAACUCCAUGAAAGACGUUUAUACUUAGGAGCCAUUUCAGAUCACAUACGUUUUUAUUCUUUGUUGUAUCUAGCUACUUAAUGCAUAUAAAAAGUCAUUUUUGUGUGGUAUGUCUUACGCAAAUAAAGGGACAGUUCAUCCAAAAAUGAAAAUGAUGUUCUCAUUUGCUCAUUUCAUUCCAAAUCUGUGACUUUAAAUAAUUUCUCAGUCCUUACCAUUCUGCCUAACAUCUGCUUUUGUGUUCCACAGAUGAAAGAAUGUCGUACAGUUUUGGAAUGAAAAAGAGUGCGAGUAAAGAUAACAGAAUUGUUGUUAUUGGGUGAACAAAUUCUUUAGACAGUUUUUGGAAAUCAGAUUACAGAAGGCACAUAUUAUAGGGUAAAAAUAGCCCUGUUUGGGGAAAAUGUCCUUUUUUGAAAAUAAAUUUUAAACUCGGUGACCUUUCUGUUAUUUUUUUAUUAGUAUAUAUUUUUUUUGCAACAGUGUCAUAGCUGGGAGUUCUCAGGGACCAUUUGUUCUAAAAUCAUUAGAGGCCGAGUUCAGUAUUUGUAUUAUGACCACAUAGUAAAGGUCAUUUUUCAAUUAAUGGAAUGCUUUGAUUUAUAUUUGUUCAGAAUGAUGAAGGCAUUUUUGAGUUGGCAAAAAUCAUAACCCAUCUUUGUGUUAUUUUAAAGUUUUAUGUUUGGAAUGUAAGACACAUUACUUAGAAUCGGAGGCAAUUUGCAUGGCUUUAAGCUAUGUAGCUCAGUACAGUAGUAUUGCACAUACAAGCUUUUAUCCUGUAGCAAAAUGGAAACUGUUAAGUGCCCUUUUAAUAAUCUUAUUCAGAACUCUAUACCUUAUAACAAAACUGCUAUAUUAAGAUUGUCAUUUUUGUCAAAGGAAUAAUUAAACCAAAAAUUAUAAUUCUCUCAUAAUUUACUAUCCCCACUUAAACUCAAAUGACUUUCUUUUCUUCUGUGGAACACAAAUAUAUUUUUAUUUAUAUCCAAAAAGGACUUAAAGGCACAAUAAAGGUAAUCCAUACAACUUUAGUAGUUUAAACCAUGUCUUCUUAAGUGAUACGAUUGGUUUUGGAAGAUAAAACCAAGACCACACAUCUGCACAUGCGUCAUGUAUGGGGAAGUGUACUCAAGCUUCAAAUUAUGAUCGGCAAGGAAACUGCAUAUGGCAAGAUUUAUAUUGAAAAGAGUUACAUUUUAGUCUGUUUCUCACCCAAAGCUGAUCAUAGUUCUUCAUAAGACAUGGGUUAAACCACUCAAGUUGUAUGGAUUACCUUUUUUGUUGCCUUUCUGUCCUUUUUGUAGCAUAAAAGUGUUAGACCCCGUUGACUUGCAUUAUAUGGAGACAUAUCAUACAAAAUAUAUUUGUUUGUGUUCAGAAGAAAGUCAGUUGAUGAUGAGAGAAUUAUCAUUUUUAGCUGAACUAUUCCUUUAAUAUGUCAUGCACUAUAUCAUGUUAAAGUGAUUUAACAAAAAUGCAUGCCAAAGCGAGAGACAACCCAAAAUAUGCUGCAUUUCUUUAAACUGUAAUGUUGAAGCUUGGCACUUCAAUGUAUUGCACUGCUAUAUCAAUUGUAUUUAAUCUCUUUUAAGUCAAUGCAAACUCUUUACAGAUAUAAACACAUUUCCAUCAAUGAUACUGUAUGUAAAUCAAGACGGCAUAUGCUGUACUGGUAAACUGUAUAAAAUUUGGUUAAAAGAAUCAGCGCAAAUGCUUAUUAAAUGUAUGCUAAAAUAUCUAGCUAAUUUACAGCACUGUGUGCAUGGAAAGAGCUUUUCUCAUAGGAAAAAUACUGGAAAUAAUUUCAAAAACUCAAUUCAAGAUGGUUGCUUUAAAGCAUGUAGAAAUUAUAGUUACCUUUUUUUUUCUAAAAACCUUGUUUUAAAGUAAAAUUAGCUUUCAGAUACAUGAAAGGUUAAUAUAGGACAAUGUAUUCAUGGAAAAAAGGAUAACAUAUUUAUUUUAUUACAAUAUUUUGGAUCAAACUCUUAUAUUGUAUCUUUAAACCUCAUAUAUAUUGCAUGAAAGUUGAAUAUAGGACAAUGUAUUAAUUAAAAAAAAAUAUAUAUAUAUAUAUAUAUAUAUAUAUAUACUGUAUAUACACACACAUAUUAACAGUAUUUUGUAUUUUACUUUGGG